Pogoniulus pusillus (Red-fronted tinkerbird) is the source of this 6308-nucleotide messenger RNA. It is a transcript of the gene KDM2A, whose product is annotated as lysine demethylase 2A. Gene Ontology annotation, molecular function: DNA binding; zinc ion binding; transcription coregulator activity. The record is from RefSeq and is a predicted model, not a curated record. The transcript has 23 exons. Lineage: Eukaryota; Metazoa; Chordata; Aves; Piciformes; Lybiidae. Gene Ontology annotation, biological process: regulation of transcription by RNA polymerase II; protein demethylation. The coding region runs from base 53 to 3892 and encodes 1279 amino acids.
GCGCAGUGCGGCGGCCGAGGCAGUGUGUAUGUGAGACUCUGACGGGUUCAAAAUGGCGGCGGCGGCUCCUGUAAGAGGACAAAGGCGCAGGAGAGACCUGGAGGAAGAGGAGGAAGACAGCAGUCCUGGUGUGUCCUUCUCGCUCUCUUCAGAGGAGUCGGAGAUGGAGCCUGAGGAGGAAAGGAUCCGUUACAGCCAAAGACUGCGUGGCACGAUGAGGCGGCGCUAUGAGGAUGAUGGCAUCUCCGAUGAUGAAAUCGAAGGGAAGAGGACAUUUGACCUGGAGGAAAAGCUGUCCACCAACAAGUUUAACUCCACCUUCGUGGUCUUCAUGGAAGGCAAAGACUUCACAGUUGAAUACAUCCAGCGAGGUGGCCUCAGAGACCCUCUCAUCUUCCGGAGCUCCGAUGGCUUGGGGAUAAAGAUGCCAGAUCCGGACUUCAGCGUGAACGAUGUGCGGCUGUGUGUCGGGAGCAGACGCAUGGUGGAUGUGAUGGAUGUGAACACGCAGAGGGACAUCGAGAUGUCCAUGGCACAGUGGGCUCGCUACUAUGAAACACCUGAAGAUGAGAGGGAGAAACUCUACAAUGUUAUCAGCUUGGAGUUCAGCCACACCAAACUGGAGAACCUAGUGCAGAGACCUGCCACGGUGGAUUUGAUUGACUGGGUUGACAACAUGUGGCCCAGACACCUGAAGGAGAGUCAGACAGAGUCAACAAAUGCAAUCCUGGAGAUGCAGUACCCAAAGGUGCAGAAGUACUGUCUGAUGAGUGUCAAGGGCUGCUACACAGAUUUCCACGUGGACUUUGGUGGCACUUCUGUGUGGUACCACAUCCACCGAGGGGGAAAGAUCUUCUGGCUCAUCCCUCCUACACCCCAGAACCUGGAGCUCUAUGAAAACUGGCUUCUCUCAGGGAAGCAAGGAGACAUAUUCCUUGGGGACAGAGUGUCAGAGUGCCAGCGCAUUGAGCUCAAGCAGGGCUACACAUUUGUCAUCCCCUCAGGUUGGAUCCAUGCUGUGUACACCCCCAUGGACACACUGGUUUUUGGAGGCAACUUCUUACACAGCUUCAACAUCCCUAUGCAGCUCCGCAUCUACAGCAUCGAGGACCGCACGCGGGUCCCAAAUAAGUUUCGUUACCCCUUCUACUAUGAGAUGUGUUGGUACGUGCUGGAGCGCUAUGUCUACUGCAUCACCAGCCGCUCCCACCUCACCAAGGACUUCCAGAAGGAAUCACUCAGCAUGGAUAUGGAGUUGAGCUCCUCAGACUCAGUGAAUAUGGAAGAGGAGGAGGAGGAAGAUGAUGAGGAUGCAGCAGGGAAGGAAUCCAGGCGGCCGAUCACGAGGCGGUCCAUUCUCACCACCCCCAUCGCCAACGGUGCCAGUGUGGACUAUGAUGAACUGGGCAAGAGCUGCCGGAGCAGCCUGCCAGGUCUGAAGAAGACCCCAUCUAUGGACUCUUCCGACUCCAGCCGGGGCUCUCAGAACGGCCAGGCCUGCGACCCCAAUGGCGGAAGCCCACGCAAGAACAGGAGGGUCCACCUGACCCAGUUCGAGCUGGAGGGGCUGCGCUGCCUCGUGGACAAACUGGAGUCACUGCCCCUGCACAAGAAGUGCGUCCCCACCGGCAUCGAGGACGAGGAUGCUCUCAUCGCCGACGUCAAGCUGCUGCUAGAAGAAUACGCCAACAGCGACCCUAAACUGGCACUUACAGGUGUCCCCAUUGUCCAGUGGCCUAAGAGAGACAAGCUAAAGCUCCAGGCCCGGCUGAGGGUUCGCCUGCCCACCAUCCCCAUCACCAAGCCACACACCAUGAAGCCAACCCCUCGCCCAACUCCCGUCAGGUCAACAGUGUCCCCCAUCGUGUCGGGCGCCCGGAGGCGGCGGGUGCGGUGCCGGAAAUGCAAGGCCUGCAUGCAGGGCGAGUGUGGCAUGUGCCACUACUGCAGGGACAUGAAGAAGUUUGGCGGUCCUGGCCGCAUGAAGCAGUCCUGCGUCCUCCGGCAGUGCUUAGCGCCCAGGCUGCCUCACUCGGUCACGUGUGCACUUUGUGGGGAGGUGGAUCAGAACGAGGACUCGCAGGACUUUGAGAAGAAGCUCAUGGAGUGCUGCAUCUGCAACGAGAUUGUCCACCCUGGCUGCCUGCAGAUGGAUGGGGAAGGGCUGCUCAACGAUGAGCUCCCCAACUGCUGGGAGUGCCCCAAGUGCUACCAGGGUGACGACACAGAGAAGGGCCAGGGAGCCCGGCGGCAGGCCAGGGCUAGGCUCCUGCAGAAGCGACGUGGGCAGCUGGGGCCCUCUGCCAGGCAGCCAAUGGACACUUUGCGGAGGCAGCUGGCACGGUGGCGCCUGCCACGGUGGCACCUGCCAGCACUGCCCAGAACAUUGUCCAACAGCUGCAGCACUGCCUGUAGGACUGUGCCCACUGCUGGGGAUGGAAGUGAGGCAGCAAAGAAGCGGAAGGUGGAGGAGAGUGACGACGACAUGGCGCAAGCCAAGGUGCUGCGUCCCCUGCGGAGCUGCGAGGAGCCCCUCACCCCCCCACCCAACUCACCCACCCCCAUGCUGCAGCUGAUCCACGACCCGGCCUCACCGCGCGGGGUGGUGACGCGCUCGUCCCCGGGAGCUGGCCCCAGCGACCACCACAGCGCCAGCCGGGACGAACGCUUCAAGCGCCGGCAGCUGCUGCGGCUGCAGGCCACCGAGCGAACCAUGGUGAGGGAGAAGGAGAACAACCCCAGCGGCAAGAAGGAGCUGUCAGAGGUGGAGAAGGCCAAGCUGCACGGCUCCUACCUCACUGUCACCCUCCAGCGCCCCACCAAAGACGUCCACGGCACUUCUAUCGUCCCCAAGCUUCAAGCCAUCACGGCCUCCUCCACCAACCUGCAGCACUCUCCUCGCGUCCUCAUGCGUCAUGCGCCCACCCGAAUGCCCCUGCGGGGCGGGGGGGAGGAGGAAGCAGCCGCUGAGGAGGAGGAUGAGGAAGAAGAGGAGGAGGAGGAGGAGAACGCGGAGGAAGGGGGGGCAGCCCGGCUGAACGGGCGCGGGGGCCGGGCACCAGAGGGCGAGGAGAGCUGGAUGCAGCGGGAGGUGUGGAUGUCGGUCUUCCGCUACCUGAGCCGCAGGGAGCUCUGCGAGUGCAUGCGGGUCUGCAAGACCUGGUACAAGUGGUGCUGUGACAAGAGAUUGUGGACAAAGAUAGAUUUGAGCAGGUGCAAGUCCAUCACUCCCCAGGCACUGAGCGGCAUCAUCAAAAGGCAGCCGGUCAGCCUGGACCUCAGCUGGACCAACAUCUCCAAAAAGCAGCUCACGUGGCUUGUCAACAGGCUUCCAGGCCUGAAAGACCUCAUCUUAGCAGGCUGUUCCUGGUCUGCGGUCUGUGCUCUCAGUACCUCCAGCUGCCCCCUUCUCAGGACCCUCGAUCUUCGGUGGGCAGUUGGAAUCAAGGACCCUCAGAUCCGGGACUUACUCACACCUCCAACAGACAAACCCAGUCAGGACAAUCGCAGCAAGCUCCGCAACAUGAUCGACUUCCGGCUCGCGGGGCUGGACAUCACGGACGCCACGCUGCGGCUGAUCAUCCGCCACAUGCCCCUGCUCUCCCGCCUCGACCUCAGCCACUGCAACCACCUCACCGACCAGUCUGCCAACCUCCUCACGGCCGUGGGCUCCUCCACGCGCAACUCCCUCACCGAGAUCAACAUGGCAGGCUGCAAUAAGCUGACAGACCAGGCCUUGCUCUACCUGCGUCGCAUCUCCAACGUCACUCUGAUUGACCUGCGAGGCUGCAAACAGAUCACCCGCAAAGCCUGUGAGCACUUCAUCUCGGACCUGUCCAUCAACAGCCUCUACUGCUUGUCUGAUGAGAAGCUGAUCCAAAAGAUCAGCUAGAGACCCUCCCCGGGGCAGACUGAGGAGAAGGAAAAGAGCCCAGCCCACCCCUCUUGGAGAGCCGCUCCUCCACCUCCCCACCUUGCCCUCCGUGUCCUGCCGCAGACUCCCACCUGAAUCGGCAGGCAGGGCUGCUGCUGGCCUCAACUCCACCGUCCUUCCUCCUCCACUCCCGGGACUUCUGCUGAGGAAGAUGUCCUGCCAGGCUGGCCAGUACCAGAGGAGGAACGGGCAGAGGGCCGGGAGCCUGGGCCCAGAGGCUGCAGCCGCUCGCUCCCACAGCAGAGGCUGGAGUCAAAGAUCUCUGCGCAGAGAAAUGGGGCACCCUCUUCCCUUCACUUCUCCCUUCUUCCUCCCCAUCGUCUCCUUGCCUUGGAACACUUGUCACUUCCCCUGCAGCACAAAGCUUGAGGGCCAAGGUCUCUCCAAGGAAGCAGGAGCAGAGCUGGAACAAAAAUGUUAUCCCCUCUCUGUGCCACCACCAGCUCCUCACUUCCCCUGGCCCCGCUGCAGGAGCUGGGAUCCAUGCCCCUCCCUUCCCCCACCGCUCUUUGUACGUUGAGGGCAGGAACGUGGUGGGUUCUCUGCCUGUGGCCAGGAGCAGGAGGCUUUGACCUGGGGAGGUGAAGCUGGAAUGAGGCCAUACUAAUGCUCUGGAACCUUCCUGGAGUACCAGAGGUGGCAGGUGGGGCCAGGCGCCAGCUGGGGAGCAGAGGAGAAUCCACAGGUACAGCAGAGCUCAGGGAGGACUCGGGAAGCAUCAGCCAGGGCUGAGGCAGCAUGGCUUGGGAGGGCCUCCUCUUCCUCUCCAGCUCCCUGCAUGGCAGCAUGAAGCACUCGGGAGGGUGGGGGGGUGCGCUGGGCACUUGGGGGGGCUGUGGCCGGAGGGGCCCUGCUCGCCCCACCACAGUGUCCUCUCCUUCCCACCACCACCAUCACCCCUUUUGGCUGCCGUUUUUCCUUUUGCAAUGAAUGGUUGGUCCAAAGAACCUCUCUCUAGGGCAGCAGAGAGCUUUUUGCACUUUAAAAAACAAACAAACAAAAAACAAACAACAACAACAAAAAAAAAAAAAAGAAAAAAAGGAAAACAAAAAAGAAGUACAGAGGGGAAAAAAAAAGAAAGCAAAUGGGUGGGGGAAAACAAAGGUUGGAUUCUUCUUUUUGGGUCACAAUUUUAUUUCCCUCCCUGUCCUGCCUGUGACUUGGACGCUCCCUGACUCUGCCUGGUGUCAGGACACCGCUCACCCCAGCCUCUGCCACCAGUCCCCAGCUCUGGAGAGGACAUCCUGGCUGAGAGGGUCCCACUGAGAACGUCCUGGCUGAUGUCCCACUAAAGAUGCCAGCAUGGACAGGUACAGCACAACCUGGCCCAGCCCACAUCACUGGUGCCCAGCCCACAUCACUGGUCCCAAGCCCUGGAGAAGAUACCUUGGCUGAGGGAUAUCCUGCCAGGGAUAGCCUGGUCAGAGGGUCCCACUGAGAACAUCUUAGCUGGUGAAAGGAUGGCUCAGCCAAGAGGUCCUACCAAGGGCAUUGCCACUACCCCACUGCUUCAGAAGCAAUAAGGGAGGAGAAGAGCUGGCCAGCACCAACCCUUCUGCCUCAGCGCAGGGCUUGGUGGCAUGGCCUCUGCUCCAGGAUGGCCACCUUGCUUCAGGACAAGGGGGACUGUUGUGUUGUGUGGCCAGUCCAGAGGGAUUUGAGCAGAAACCAUCCCUGGGCAAGAGGAAGAACCACCAGAGAGCUGGUGGAAGCCACCUGAGAUGGUGGCUGCCAUGGAAAACGUCAGAAGACUCAAAAGCUUGGAGUUUUUUCUUUCAUGGUUUGGGGUGGGUUUUUUUCCCCCCCUUCCCUUUUUGGAUUCCUGUUUUGGUUUUUUUUUUGUUGGAAUUCUGCCACACAAGCUGAGCUGGGGUUUCCAUUGCCACGCCUGGGGCCAGCAGCGUGUCCCUUGUCACCCACCAGCCACCAUCAGCAGCUGUAGGGUGGGCUGGGGAGGAGUUGUGGGGGAAGGAAGGAAAUGAAACCACCCCUAAGGAAGAGAGGAAAACAAACAAGAAGGAUUUUCUAUCAGGAAUCACUUGGUGAUUUAAAAGCAACCCCAGACUGCUCCCUACCACCAGCUCCUGCAAGAAAACAAACAAACAAGAAAAGUCACUCUUAAGGGUUUGGUUGUGGUUUGGUUUUGGUUUUGAUUCCCACCCCUCCCCAACCCCUCCACCUCUUCCCUCUCUCCCACCCCAUCCCCCUUUCCCCUCCCUCCCCCAGGAGAAAUAUUGUAAAUAUCUAUUUUUUUGUUGGCGAUUUAGAGUCCAAUCUCUGAUGUUUGUGCUUUAAAAAAAAAAAAAAACACAAAAAAAGCAAAAAAACAAAAAUAAAACAAAAUUAAAUGUAAGCAUUAAGGGUCAAAAGCAAA